Messenger RNA from Perca flavescens (yellow perch), 1536 nucleotides. RefSeq names its product PTTG1 interacting protein a (gene pttg1ipa). Lineage: Eukaryota; Metazoa; Chordata; Actinopteri; Perciformes; Percidae. Gene Ontology annotation, cellular component: nucleus; cytoplasm. The coding region runs from base 96 to 596 and encodes 166 amino acids. Gene Ontology annotation, biological process: protein import into nucleus. The transcript has 8 exons. The record is from RefSeq and is a predicted model, not a curated record.
CGUACACACGCAUUCCUCUCCUUUGUCGUUGCGUCGUUGGUGCGUAACGAGCGUGCGUCAGGAUUCAGCGUUUGGCUCAUUCUCGAGGUGUGGCGAUGGAUUCACGGAUUGCUCUCGCUGCUCUCCUGCUUCUCUUCGGUUUGGCGACAGUUGUCGCUCAGUCUUCCUCAACUGGCAAAGUGUGUGAAGCGAACAACGGGACAAGCUGCGAGGAAUGUCUGAGCAAUGUGACGUGCUUGUGGUGUCUCACAACCAAGGCGUGUGUCACGUAUCCAGGGAGGACCAUCCUUCCACCCCAUUCCCUCUGUCCACUGAAUGAAGCCCGCUGGGGGCUCUGCUGGAUGAACUUCCAGACGUUGAUAAUCACCUUGGCAGUGCUCGGUGGAAUUAUCAUCAUCGCCUUCCUGGUCUGCCUGUUCUGCUGCUGCAAGUGUGAGAACUUUGGAUCCAAGAGGUUGGAGGCCAAGAUCCAGAAACAGGUCAAUAAGACAAAAACCAAGCAGGAAGAAAGGAAAACAGAAAUGAAACAGAGACAUGAAGAAAUCCGGAAGAAAUAUGGUCUAAGUGGGCAAAAUCCGUAUUCCAAAUUUGCAUGAGAGGAUCUGUGAACUGAGAUUUACACCACGACCCUUCGGUUUUUCCCUGAACUCUGAACUCUCACUCAACCAUCCAUCACCAACCCGUCUAGUGGUUGUGAAAAGGAAAUGUGUCAAUUAAUGUAAACUAUAACUUAAGACAAUUUCAGAAAGGUGACAGUAGUUUGGUUAAGGCAGUCUUGUGUGGCUUCUUCCAGCCAACAGGAAUGGUGUAUUUAAUGUGAUGACAUAAGAGGCUGUAUCCAAAGGCUAGAAUAGACACUACACUAUAAUAAUCUAUCCUGUGGCUCAUAUAGCAUCAGUCUACUUGCUAUUUAUUAGAUUAACUCUUAAGGUCAAUUGUACAGAAUAGAAAGAAUCCAGUUUGGUUGCUGAAUAAUUCUUAAUUCUUUCUGCAUAUCGUCGUUGUGGGGCAGAAACCUCCUAUCUCCAUGUUUCAUCAUUUUAAUUUCUUUUCAUAAAUCAGUGCUAUUGGCCUUUUUUCGUCUGUAGGUUUCACAAAUAUUUAAACAGUGAUGAGGCGAUUUUGUCUGACUUUUUAUUUAGCCUAUUUCAUUUACUGAAAAGAAACAGGUUUGGACAUACACUGUUUUCGCCCGAGAGCGACAAUAUGCAAAUUUUCAGAUAUCAUCUGUUUUGCUCCUUUGUGUUGAUGAUGAUUUAGAGAUAUACUUAAUAAACGAUAACAUAUUUUUGUACUUUGUGUGAUUUUAAAUUGACAUAUUCCUAUUCUGAAUGUAGGAGGCCAUGUUUAUUGCUGUAUUCCACUGACAGAAAUUGUUUUUAAGGUAUUAUGUUUGGUCAAAAUUAAAUCUUCACCCUUGCAUCCAGAAUUUGUAAAGUAAUCAUUAACUUAAGUUGAAUGUCUGCCUAAUUUGACCUGUUUACCUGUAUAUCCUGUAUAAAAACAAAAGCCCAAUAAAAGAUUUUGGAUUCAUAA